Oryctolagus cuniculus (rabbit) is the source of this 2281-nucleotide messenger RNA. NCBI's taxonomy places the organism in Eukaryota, Metazoa, Chordata, Mammalia, Lagomorpha, Leporidae. The record is from RefSeq and is a predicted model, not a curated record.
UCGCCCGUCCGCGCCCCGAUCUCCGUCCCCGCCGCCGCCGCCGUUGCCUCCCGGAGCAGCAUGGACGGCGCCGGGGCUGAAGAGGUGCUGGCGCCUCUCAGGCUAGCCGUGCGCCAGCAGGGAGAUCUUGUGCGAAAACUGAAAGAAGAUAAAGCACCCCAAGCAGAUGUAGACAAAGCAGUAUCUGAACUCAAAGCCCGGAAACGGGUUCUGGAAGCAAAGGAGUUGGCAUUACAGCCCAAAGAUGACAUUGUAGACAGAGCAAAAAUGGAAGAUACUCUGAAGAGGAGGUUUUUCUACGAUCAGGCUUUUGCUAUUUAUGGAGGUGUGAGUGGUCUGUAUGACUUCGGGCCCGUUGGUUGUGCUUUGAAGAACAACAUUAUUCAGACCUGGAGGCAGCAUUUUAUCCAAGAGGAGCAAAUUCUGGAAAUCGAUUGCACCAUGCUCACCCCAGAGCCAGUGUUAAAGACUUCUGGCCAUGUAGACAAGUUCGCUGACUUCAUGGUAAAAGACGUGCAAAAUGGAGAGUGCUUUCGUGCUGACCAUCUAUUAAAAGCUCAUUUGCAGAAACUGAUGUCUGAUAAGAAGUGUUCUGCUGAGAAGAAAUCAGAGAUGGAAAGUGUCUUGGCCCAGCUUGACAACUACGGACAGCAAGAACUUGGGGAUCUUUUUGUGAACUAUAAUGUGAAAUCCCCCACAACUGGAAAUGAUCUGUCUGCUCCAGUACCUUUUAACUUAAUGUUCAAGACCUUCAUUGGACCUGGAGGAAACAUGCCUGGGUACUUGAGGCCAGAAACUGCACAAGGGAUUUUCCUGAAUUUCAAACGACUUUUGGAAUUCAACCAAGGGAAGCUGCCUUUUGCUGCUGCCCAGAUUGGAAAUUCUUUUAGAAAUGAGAUCUCCCCUCGAUCUGGGUUGAUCCGAGUCAGGGAAUUCACGAUGGCAGAAAUCGAGCACUUUGUAGACCCCAAUGAGAAGGACCACCCCAAGUUCCAGAAUGUAGCAGAUCUCCACCUGUGUUUGUAUUCUGCAAAAGCCCAGGUCAGCGGGCAGUCUGCUCGGAGAAUGCGCCUGGGGGACGCUGUGGAACAGGGUGUGAUUAACAACUCAGUGUUAGGCUACUUCAUUGGCCGCAUCUACCUCUACCUCACCAAGGUUGGCGUGUCUCCAGAGAAACUCCGCUUCCGCCAGCACAUGGAGAACGAGAUGGCCCACUACGCCUGUGACUGCUGGGAUGCCGAAUCCAAAACAUCCUACGGCUGGAUUGAGAUUGUUGGGUGUGCCGACCGUUCCUGUUAUGACCUCUCCUGUCAUGCCCGAGCCACCAAAGUCCCACUGGUAGCUGAGAAGCCUCUGAAAGAGCCCAUAUCUGUUCAUGUCGUCCAGUUUGAACCCAAUAAGGGAGCAAUAGGGAAGGCUUACAAGAAGGACGCCAAGCUGGUGAUGGAGUACCUUGCCAUCUGUGACGAGUGCUACGUCACGGAGAUGGAGGUGCUCUUGCGUGAGAAAGGGGAAUUCACUAUUGAAACUGAAGGGAAAACUUUUCAGUUAACAAAAGACAUGGUCAGUGUGAAGAGGUUCCAGAAAACACUACAUGUGGAAGAAGUUGUUCCGAGUGUAAUCGAACCGUCCUUUGGCCUGGGCAGGAUCAUGUAUACGGUGUUGGAGCAUACAUUCCACGUGCGGGAGGGAGAUGAACAGAGAACGUUCUUCAGUUUCCCUGCUGUCGUCGCUCCAUUCAAAUGCUCCGUCCUUCCACUGAGUCAAAACCAGGAGUUCAUGCCAUUUGUCAAGGAGUUAUCGGAAGCCCUGACCAGGAACAGCGUGUCUCACAAAGUGGAUGAUUCCUCCGGGUCGAUCGGAAGACGCUAUGCCAGGACUGAUGAGAUCGGCGUGGCUUUCGGCAUCACCAUCGACUUCGACACAGUGAACAAGACCCCUCACACUGCCACGCUGCGGGACCGCGACUCCAUGCGGCAGAUCAGGGCAGAGGUCUCUGAACUGCCCACCGUAGUGCGCGAUCUGGCCAGUGGCAGCAUCACGUGGGCCGAUGUGGAGGCCAGGUAUCCCCUCUUUGAAGGGCAAGAGACUGGUAAAAAAGAGACGAUCGAGGAAUGAGGACAAUUUUAGCAACUUUUUACUGCUUGUGCUAAUAAAUAAAAAUAACUCUUAUCAUGUCCACUUUACCAAAAAACAACAUCCUUCGCGGUUGCCCAAGACUGUGUCUCAUCCCCAGUGGCUGCCGGAUUUUACCCCCACAAUUAAAGUCCAAGGAAUUCCA